AAUACCAUCAUGAGUGCUUUAAACUCUAGUUUAUCUACUAAUAUGUCAUUUGUGCACCCUGAGUACUUUUUCAUCAGUGGUUUUUCUGAUAUGCCUUUCAGCAAAUACUACUUUGUUUUCUUAUUUUUUAUUUAUAUCACCUCUGUGUUUGAAAAUUCAGUUGUCUUUAUGGUGAUAUUAACUGACAGAAGCCUGCACAUUCCCAAGUACAUAGGGAUCUUCAAUUUAGCUUUGGCGGACUUUGGUGAAACAAAUGCUAUGAUUCCUAACCUUAUGAAGACAUUUGUUUUUGAUUCUCAGUACAUAUCGUACGGGGCCUGUUUAACUAACAUGUUUUUUGUGUUUGUAUUCAGUGGUGUACAGAGUUUAACUCUUGUUGUCUUGGCAUAUGAUCGCUUCAUUGCCAUUUGCUUACCCCUGAGAUACCAUGUCAUCAUGAAUAACUCCUUUAUAUUUGUAGUCUUAAUAGCAGUAUGGUCGAUUAUCACUUUUUUGAUGGGCAUGAUUGUAAUUUCAAUCACCAGACUUUCAUUCUGUAAAACCAAUGUGGUAAAAAGCUACUUUUGUGACCAUGGACCCAUUUACACAAUUGCUUGCAAUGACAACAGCAUAAAUUAUUUCAUGGCAAAACUAUGUACUGUAUUACUAAUCUAUGCACCAUUGGUUGCUAUAGUUUUGUCAUAUUUAGGCAUUUUCCUUUCCCUACGUAGGAUUACCACAUGGGAGGAACGACUUAAAGCACUGAAGACUUGUGUCUCUCAUCUACUGGCAGUAGGAAUAUUUUUCCUCCCUUUAUUGGGUAUAUACCUUGCGGCUUUAAUUUGCCCUCUGCAUCCCAAUGCUAGGAUAAUCAGUACUUCCCUAUCAAGUGCUCUUCCACCUAUGCUAAAUCCAAUCAUUUAUGUCUUAAAUACAACAGAAUUUAAGGGUGUCAUAUUGAAAGUGCUCAAAAAGAGAUCCACUGUAAUGGCCCAGGGUUGA
This is a messenger RNA of Electrophorus electricus (electric eel), 981 nucleotides long. Its product is annotated as olfactory receptor-like protein OLF4. Gene Ontology annotation, cellular component: membrane. The record is from RefSeq and is a predicted model, not a curated record. Lineage: Eukaryota; Metazoa; Chordata; Actinopteri; Gymnotiformes; Gymnotidae. Gene Ontology annotation, molecular function: G protein-coupled receptor activity; odorant binding; olfactory receptor activity. Gene Ontology annotation, biological process: G protein-coupled receptor signaling pathway; detection of chemical stimulus involved in sensory perception of smell.